AGCGGCAGUUUGACACCUCCGCUUCCCCAGGAGAGACGCACUGUGAGCGGCGGAGCAGCUCGGGACGGGACGGUGAUGGCGACCGGAGCCGGUUCGGAAACUUUGGAUUCGUGGCUCAACCAGGCCACAGACCCAGAGAACCAGGGGGACAGGUGGGACUGUAUCCAGGGCUUCUACCAGCUGGUCAACCAGGAGGCCGAUGGGCCUCAGGUUGCCACCAGUCUCCUGGCUCAUAAGAUCCAGUCCCCACAGGAGAGAGAGUCUCUGCAGGCGCUCACUGUCCUGGAGGCGUGCAUGAACAACUGCGGGAAGAGGUUCCACAGCGAAGCGGCAAAGUUUCGGUUUCUCAAUGAGCUCAUCAAACUCCUCACACCGAAGUACUUCGGAGCGUGGACUCCUCAGAAGGUGAAGGACCGAGUGACGGAGGUCCUGUACGGCUGGACGCUGUGGCUCAAAGACGAACCUAAGAUCCAGGAGGCGUACAACAUGCUGAAGACACAAGGCUUCGUGAAGGAAGAUCCCAAACUACCAGACACACUGAUCAUGGCUCCUCCUCCACAAAGAUCCACAGAGUCUGUUUUCGACCAGGAGGACAAGGCCAAGGUUUUAGCCAGAUUAUUGAAGAGUGCUCGUCCUGAAGACCUGGAACUGGCAAACCGACUCAUAAAGAGCACCAUCAAGGAGGAGCAGGAGAAGGCUGAGAAAGCUCUGAAGCGUGAGUCCACCCUGAAGGAGGUGGAGAGCAGCACCAGGCGGCUCCGGGAGCUCCUGAGGAGGAACAUCUCAGGAACCUCGUCUCCGCCCAGUGAGGACAUCAAGGCCUUGUACGAGAGCUGUGAGCGGCUGAGGCCCGGCCUGUUCCGUCUGGCCAGCGACACGGCGGACGAUGACGCCGCUCUGGCUCAGGUCCUGGCGGCCAACGACGAUCUCACGCUCGCGGUCAACGCCUACAAAGACCAGGUGGGGAGGAGAGAGUGCAACGGGGCAAGAGAGAGAAGAGGUGAAGAAGAAGAAGGGAGGAGUGAAAGCAGCGCUCCUACGAGUCCCAGAGAGAUUAAAAGUUACCACCUCAUCGACCUGUCGGCUCUGGAUUCUCCUCAGACUCCCAGAGAAGCUGAUUCACCUCCCUCCUCUCCUCCACUCGUCUCCUCUCACCUGGACAACGCCUUCCACCCUGGGCCGGACUUCUCGGAAUCAGAGUUUGACAAAAAGGAGACAUCGAAGUCGUAUUAUGAGGAACUGAUGCAGCUGAAUGACGUCUUUCAGAAGAGGAGCAGCGAGCAGAACGGAGCGAGAGGACUUCUGCUGAGACCUCGAGGAUGUGGAGGCGGCAGCAUCGGAUCCAACGGGACCAGCACCUGGUCUUUCCCUCAAAAUCAUCAGUUCAGCGGCUCAGGAUCAGAUUACAGGACGCCAGCUGAAGUCACUGCAGAGACAGUUUGUCCUCCACUGCUACUGAAACAGGUCUUUGUGCCAAUGGACACCAUCAAACCCAGUCAGCUGGAGCCGAUCACUCUGUUCGAUCAGGGCGGCGUCCACGUCUCUCUUCACUUUGCCAGGAACUCUCCGGUGGGUCAGCCGGGCGUCGCUGUGGUCGUCAUCUCCACCGUGAACACGUCUGCCCUCCAUGUGAGAGACCUCCUGUUCCAAGCUGCUGUUCCCAAGAGCAUGUUGGUGAAACUUCAACCCGCCUCAGGGACGCACCUCGCUCCAUACAACCCCCUCCUGCCUCCACCUGCCAUCUCCCAGGUCGUCCUGCUGGCCAAUCCUCAGAAGCGGCGGGUGCGUCUGCGCUACAAGCUGACCCUGACUCAUGGAGACCAGCAGCUGACGGAGACCGGAGACAUCCACAGCUUCCCGGACUGGAGCUCUCUGAUUGGCCACUGAAAACUUCGCUCUGGAAUCUAAAAUAAAACUUUGUAACUGGAACUUAAACCUUAGAAUUUGAAAAGGAAAGAUGAACAAGAAGGUGAAGGAAACCUGAUCUGGAGUCGAUCUUCACGAGGUAAACGACAAGCAAAUAUCAAUAUUUACUGAAAUUUGACGGUUUGGUUUUUUAUUUUUCUACCUGAUUCUGGUUUUCAGUAUUAUGGGAUGGUGCGUCUUCUGUUUGUGUGAUUGCUGCCUGUUGUUGAGAGUUCGCACACAAGCCCAGUUUGAUGGAACAGUAUUUUUUCCUUGUGUGUAGUUGUUGCCUGCAGAUUGAGUUUUGUAUUUAUUUUCUGUUAUUCUCAUGUGACGUUCAGAAUUCUUAAACUGCCAUAAGAUGAAAAUGUUUUACGUGUGUGUGGGAGAGUUCUCUGCUUUCAGGAGAUAAGUUAAUUGAACAUGUGAUGUUACCAGUGGAUUUUCUACAAGGUGCUGGUUGUAUCUUGAAAUCUUAUUUUCUUAAAAGGUGAUGUUAGAGUAAUAGUUUCUACAAAGACUGAAAGCAGUGAAACUUCCAAAUAAAUAAAUCGUACUACAGUUUUGGGAAAGUUCAUUUCUACAGGAACAAGCCAAAUAAAGUUGUAUUUUGCUGUUAA
Messenger RNA from Platichthys flesus (European flounder), 2525 nucleotides. RefSeq names its product ADP-ribosylation factor-binding protein GGA3-like. The transcript is spliced from 16 exons. Gene Ontology annotation, molecular function: phosphatidylinositol binding; ubiquitin binding; small GTPase binding. NCBI's taxonomy places the organism in Eukaryota, Metazoa, Chordata, Actinopteri, Pleuronectiformes, Pleuronectidae. Gene Ontology annotation, biological process: vesicle-mediated transport; intracellular protein transport. The coding region runs from base 76 to 1887 and encodes 603 amino acids. Gene Ontology annotation, cellular component: trans-Golgi network. The record is from RefSeq and is a predicted model, not a curated record.